AAAAUCACAUACCCCACCUCCCUUCAAUCGGGCCGACUCGGCAUGUGAACAGCGUCAAUCUCUUAACGGCCGCUUGGGCAAAAUUCACGGGAUACUCUUGUCAGCGGAUAGGCCGGCUCGAGUUUACUUUCUGUCACCAAGAAAAUGGCCCGGGAAAGAACAAGUUGCCGGUACUCCAUUCUACGCCAUUAAUAUUGUCCGGGUCGCACAACUAGCGCUGGCCGGACAAAUAGCUCGCUUCCGAAAUUGGUCGUCUUCAUACGUCAUUUGCUUCCACUCUGCGCUUUCGCUUCACCUCGUGCCUGGUUAUCCUCUUUACAACUUUCGCACCUUUCCUCGAACUUGCUACACAAAAAGCACUACUGACAAUAUGCUCUCGUUACAAAGAAUGUUGCAAAAAACGCUUCAUGGCACAUAGUCAUUGACCAUCCCAUCGGCUAGUGAACAAAGCAGUCGAUGUGAUGGCGUUCUUGGAAACCCGCCGCGGGAAUCAUGCUCGUAACCCGGAAGCGGUGCGAGUAUGCACAGAUCUAGAAUAUUAUAUAUGUCUCCCAUGCGAACCACGGCUCAGUCCUCUUUCACCUCAUCGACGUUUAUUCUCCCUUACUUCACCGCAUACCUUAUCCACGGCGGCCAUAGCAAAGGACGAUUCGGAUGGUUAACUCGACAUACUGGGAAGAAUGUUCUUCCGUUAGCACAUUUCCCACCAAUCCCGAUAUUACAGGAAUUGGCAAUCGAAUAGCACUGUAUACCUCCGCCAUCGUCACGUUUCUCGUCACCUACAAUUUUCCUGAAGAUUUGGAUAGCUAUCGAGAUGCAGUCCGGACGGCGCUUGUAACGUCGACAUCCCUAAUCGCGGCUGCCCUAUAUGCCCGCUAUACACCUCUUGGUCUCAGUCUAGUCGACGCGCAAAUCGUAACGAUGUUCAUGACCGCGGUCACGGCGUGCUCCUGGGCGGUGACCAAGCUUAACCUCGGGCUAACCACGCGGAUCGCGAUGCGACUCCACCUCAUCCUCUCCGGGGUGUUCGUUAUUUUGGUGUACUACGACGUGGAUCAUUUCGGCGGCACUGCAUAUCAACCUCAAUGUGGCGGCAACUCGGAGUUCUUCUUCGUCAUCUUCGGCCGCGCUAUCAGCGCAACUAAUCCCGUCUUACGCGUCUUCGCGCUUUUGCUAUAUAUCUUGAUGCUAGCUGAGUUCAUUUGGGCCGGAAGGGGACACUUUGUCCUCUCGGUGCUGGAUAUCACCAGCCGCAUCUGCUCCAGGGAACCAUUUCUGGGAGAAAUCCAAGCCCUUUUGUCGUACGUAGCGACGGGAAGCAAAGAGGGCGAGCAACCAGAAAAUCAAAGAUUUGUACUGCCCGCACUUGCCUCGCUGUUAGGCGUCAUCAUCGUCAUAUAUCUUAUUAUCACCGUUGAGAAAAUGCUGAGCUGGAAUGACUUGAACACGCUCACGGUUGUCGAGCAGUGGACCUUUGGUCAGACACUCGCCGUGCUCAAUCUGGGCGACCAGAUUAUCAGACUUGGCAUCAAGGUCAUCCGACGUCUGCGAGAUACUUGGCGGAAGUCGAACAAGGACAUAAACACAGACCGUGAUCAGGUCCUGUAGAAGGUGUGAAUGUUACCAGGGGACAAUGGAGACUAUUCGGCGAAACUGUACG
This is a messenger RNA of Dacryopinax primogenitus, 1660 nucleotides long. RefSeq lists its product as uncharacterized. Lineage: Eukaryota; Fungi; Basidiomycota; Dacrymycetes; Dacrymycetales; Dacrymycetaceae. Bases 655 to 1608 code for a protein of 317 amino acids. The record is from RefSeq and is a predicted model, not a curated record. The transcript has 6 exons.